UUCUCUUCUUCUUUCUUCUCUCCUCUUUUUUUUUUUUUUUUGUUUGGUUUUUCUGUCUGCUCUAUCCUCCUUUCCUCUCUCCUCCCGUGAAUACACCCUAGCGGUUGUCAUUUCGCUCGCUCGUUCGCUGUUUUGCUCUUGCUUAUUGCUUACUCGGCCGAUGGUGGCAUCAAUACUUGAGUAGAUGAGAGAGAGAGAGAGACAGAGCGAAAAGAGCCCCUGCAGAAUCGUUCUUCGUUACGCUCUCGCGUUUCUUGCCCUUGAGCUGCUUCUGCCUCCGCUGUCUCUUGUUACUCUCUACCAAAUGAACUGAGCGGGGUGGAUUUUCCGUUGUGUCGUGGAUAUUGCGGUGCCGUGACUUUGGCGAGGUAGUUGUGAAGUAAUUGUGAAAAGCGAGGCGUUCAGACCCUGAUAAGAAAGGAUAAGGCCGAUCGACACCAUUGGCAUACUUCUCAUGCUGCCAGACUUGUGGAUGACGUGAAUUUGUACCAAAGGGAAUCUACAGUGAUCUUCUUCACUAGAUGUUGAAGUCGAUUGCCAGUGGAUCAAGACUCAUCAUGGGGGAGGAGUUGGGUUAUUUGUGCGAGGUGUAGUGGAAGCGACAGUCAAAUCUGCGAUGUUAUGAUUCUUUUAUCGGUAGUAAUGAGGGGCUGAGGCGGAACAUCCGAAGACUUCCUCAAGUUCAAGUAGGGUUGACGCUACAGCGCAUUUCUCUAGUGAAGCAUGCACAUGUUUCUUGCCUAAUUAGGUUUGUUCAGCUGUGUUAUGGUUCAGCUCUAAAUGGUUUAGAUGACUAUCGUGUUCAGACCGGGCUUGGGUUCAAUUGGGGUGAGUGAAUAGGGUGAGGAGAAGUACCAUUACUAUAGACUUGAUGAUGAUGGAGCAUGAAGAGAACUGGCCUGGUUUUUAAAAUCCGCCGUCGCAAUCUUUCUGUGCUGGCAUCCUCAUCGAAUGUUGUGAUCUGCCGGGCAACGAGAAUAAUUUCUAAUCUUCCUUGAGGAUAUUCCUCCUCGCCAAGUGGUCUGGCAGUGGACAGCAUGUCUUCGGGUAAAGGCGAUGCUCGGCAAGUGAACUGGUCGCAUCCCAUGAGUAGCUCCUCACAGCUUCCUCCAAAGAGCCCUGGGGCGUACUCAAUGUUUGGAUCUGGGUCCAGCCUUUUUGAAUCGGAUCUUUUGGCCAGUCUUCCACUUCGGGGUGGUAGCCACCACAAGCGCACUCCUUCGGCUGGGUACCUACCCAACGUUGUGCCAUUGUGGUUGGAGGAUAUAUUGGAAUCUCCAGAUGGAGAAGUUGUAGUGCGGAAAGGUUCACAUCGACGGUCAUCUAGUGACUCAGUGGCGUUUCUAGACUCUCCUCAAGAUUUAACUAAUUUCGUAGCGAAUGUCACGGAAGAAGAGGAAUUUGUUUUGCGGGAUCCCCCACCUCCGAUUGCACGACCGAGCCAUCGGAGGGGGGUGAGUGCAGAUUUGAAAAGUUCCCAAUAUGAUGUUCCUGGUCCACAGCGACCAUCUCACAGGAGGGGCAUGAGUGCAGAUUAUAACAACAAUAGGUUAGACAAAGAACAGCUGAUGAGCGUGCUUUCUGAGCUGGAGCCAUUCCAGACACAGCAGCCAAGGCAGAGGCCUGAGAAGCACAUCCCUCGAGGCGUUGGACCACCUGGUAUGGUGAGACCAGGGUCAUCUAACGAUAGUUGGAAUCCAGAGAAAGGCAAGAAGCAUGUGACGUUGCCCGUCUCCAACUCGACAUCCGACAGCGUGAGUCAUGAGAGAGGGAGGAAUCAGAAAUCAAAUGUGACGACCUCUGAGAAUCGGUCAACUGGGUCUGACAGCAACAGUCACAGUGAUGAAUCCCAUGACGAACUUCAAUCUGGACAUUUGGGAAGGGAGAAGUUCGAGCAAGAAGCACAGAGCAAGAGGGAAGGUGAUGGGUCACGACAGGCACAAGGCGAUGGUACGGAGGUGGACCCAAGUCUGGAUCCGAAGAAGGCUAAGAGAAUUCUUGCCAACAGACAGUCUGCUCAGAGAUCUCGUGUACGAAAGCUGCAAUACAUAUCAGAGCUGGAAAGAAGUGUGAAUGCGUUGCAGACCGAGGUUUCAACGAUGUCGCCUCAGGUGGGGUUCUACGAUCAUCGCAGGGCUCUUCUUACUGCAGAGAAUGUUUUGCUGAAGCAAAAGUUAGCGGCGCUUAGUCAAAGCCAGCGGUACAAGGAGGCUCAAAAUGAGUCUCUGAAGAAAGAGGUCCAGAGGCUUCUUCAGAUUUUCAAUCAGCAGAAUCAGUCGCAGCAGCAGAUUCAAGUGGUACAGCACCGACCUCUAUCUCCCAAUGCCUUCGAGAUUUCCCAGCAGCAGUUAAGCAAGCUGGACUUGGGUCCUAAUAUCCCAAAGCCUAAGUCUCCAGAUCUAUAUUCAUCGGGAGUAAACGGCAAGAACUCGAGUGGAUUGUCAUCAUCACUGUUCGCUGGAGGGGUGGUUUCACCACAGAUGCGAAGUGGCAGCAAUGUGGUUAGGCCACCAUCACAUCCUGCGAAAGUCGGGGUAAAUACAAGUUGUAUGGCUCCGAGCAGUGGGAAAAAUUUGGAGGGACGGAUGAUGGGAGGGUCUGGGACGCUACCAUCGGAUUUUAUGGUUCAUAACUCUUGAAAAAUGGGAGGUCGCGAGGAUGAGAAAUACCAAAUUUCGGUAUGCGAACGACAUUCGCUUAUCUUGGUAGGUCGUAGUCAAGGAACGGUCUACAAGGGAGAUCCCACUUUUUUCAUGGGUGCACAGGGCGUGGACUUACUUAAGAACCUGAACAUGGAGAAGGCAUGUUCCCGUCUACGGGACACAUUAGAUGUGCAUGGGUUGCCGCCUGGACUUAUGUUGUGAUGGAUAGGGCAUGCUGAGGUGUGAAGUCCCAUGGCAACGGGCCGUGUGACGUGUCAGGAAGCUGAUAUAGUCUUUACUCUGUUCUUUCAGCUUCCGCUUCCACCCCUGCCCUUAUGGCUUGGUAUCGCAGUGUCUUCUGGAUUGGAGUCCUCUUGGACGUAUAUGAGAUGCCCCUGCAUACUGAGUCUCACCCACUUGGGGAUCUGCAGCCAAGAUCUUUUGUAAGGGGAAUUCGUUUCAUUCACAUUCGUCCCUCCAGAUGUUUUCUGCAUUUGCCUGCUCAUCUUGAGUAUGGCGUGUUGGUUGUAUAAACGUGCGUUUUGAA
This is a messenger RNA of Physcomitrium patens, 3189 nucleotides long. NCBI's taxonomy places the organism in Eukaryota, Viridiplantae, Streptophyta, Bryopsida, Funariales, Funariaceae. The record is from RefSeq and is a predicted model, not a curated record.